This is a messenger RNA of Tuber melanosporum (Perigord truffle), 1156 nucleotides long. RefSeq lists its product as uncharacterized. Lineage: Eukaryota; Fungi; Ascomycota; Pezizomycetes; Pezizales; Tuberaceae. The coding region runs from base 37 to 942 and encodes 301 amino acids. The record is from RefSeq and is a predicted model, not a curated record. The transcript has 2 exons.
ACUUCUCAACCACAAACCAAAGAGAAAUUAGAACAAAUGCUUGGUCUACUACUAUCCACACGACCAGAGUGUACGAGCCUCCUAGACCCUUCUAAUCUUAACCUAUUCUUCAGCCUCUUCAUCCUCGCUGGAAUCCUGAUUUCGUACCUGCCCCAACACCACCGAAUAAUAUCUCGAGGCACCUCCGAGGGGAUUAGUCCCGUGUUCUUACUCCUCGGUGUGACUAGCGGAACAUGCGCUUCUGCGAAUAUCUUGAUCCUGAGUAGGGGUGUGCUUGCGUGCUGCGGGAAGGGUAUUGGCAGGUUUAAUUGCUUCGCCGCGAGUUUGGGCGUUGUACAAGUUGGCACGCAGUGGUCCUGUUUUGGGGUCAUAUUACUCCUAUUCCUCGUUUACCCCCCGCGAGAUAUUAUACCCGCUCCAGCAACUUCUCGUUUCGCUAUACCAAAGACUCAAUCUGCACUUACAGUCGCAGUCCUCUCCGUAGCGCACCUCGUCGUUGUCGCUUUGCUGACGUUCUACUUCUCGCUCUUAUCUCCUCCAGCGUCUUAUCCGGCUCGCUCUGACACAAGCGUCCCCUCACAACUCACCGCUUGGGCAAAUUUCCUAGGCAUUCAGUCUACGGUCCUAGCUUCUCUACAGUACCUCCCACAAUUAUACACCACCUGGACGCUUAAGCAUGUCGGAUCGCUUAGUAUCCCCAUGAUGUGCAUUCAGACGCCUGGGUCAUUCAUUUGGGCGAUUAGUCUUGCCAGCCGGCAGGGAACCAAAUGGAGUAGCUGGAUCACAUUUGUUGUUACGGGAGUGCUCCAGGGUGUGCUGUUGGUUAUGUGUAUUAUUUGGGAGCUCAAGGACCGUAAAGAGAGGAGGAGGAUGGUUGGGAGCGGCAAUGGCGCUGCAGUAGAGGACGAGAGAAGGCCCUUGUUGGCAAAUGAAACUUCAUAGGGGGCAAGGGCACGCACGAUUGGUUGAAAGCGGGUGCCGGCGCAGGCGGUAUCAGUUUUCUUGCAACCUAUUAUUGUACUAUUCUUCCCCUCGUUUUCUUACAUCCUCCGGACGGGUUGAUGGGCAUCAGAGUCUCGGCCCCUCACUAAAUAGGUCAUUUGGCACGCCCACCAAUCUGGCUCCUGUCACCUUCCCCCUUCCCCCAUUCACCACC